AAGCAAACCAUCCAUUCAUUUGCUUCUCUAUUUUUUUUCGUUACAAGAAAGGUUUUUCUCCCAGCAUAUGUCUCAAAGGCCUAUCAUCCCUCACUCUUCUUUAAUAGCUUUUGGUCUCCAUUCCCAUCUCCUGGUUUCCAGUGAGAUGAACCCCAAUUCCAACUGGUCUCAAUAGUUUCAUUUUUUUUUUACCAUAAUUCCAUAUUUUUUUCUUUAACAAAAUCCAUCACUUUAAUUCAUUCUUUUGAAUUUUAACAAAGAUCACUUCAAAUGGGAGUCAAAGGUUUUGUUGAAGGAGGCAUAGCAUCAAUUGUGGCCGGAUGUUCCACCCACCCGCUUGAUUUGAUCAAAGUCCGAAUGCAACUCCAGGGUGAAACCCAUGUCCCGAACCCGCCUGUCCAAACUCUCCGCCCUGCUUUAUCCUUUCACCCAACCGCCACCUCCCCUGCUGUCCACAUGCCACCUCCCCCACCAACUAUGGCAGCGCGUGUUGGACCUGUGGCCACCGGAAUCCGGAUCUUCCAAACUGAAGGCGUGACAGCUCUUUUCUCCGGUGUGUCGGCCACCGUCCUUCGCCAGACCCUCUAUUCCACCACCCGCAUGGGACUCUACGACAUCCUGAAACAGAAAUGGACGCACAAGGAGACGAAAACCAUGCCUCUGUCGCGGAAAAUCGCCGCUGGAUUAAUCGCCGGAGGGAUCGGCGCAGCUGUCGGCAACCCAGCCGAUGUGGCAAUGGUUCGCAUGCAAGCUGACGGACGUCUCCCUUUAUCCCAACGCCGUAACUACACCAGCGUUGUCGAUGCUAUCACUCGCAUGAGUAAACAAGAAGGCGUUACCUCCUUGUGGCGCGGGUCAUCGCUUACGGUUAACCGAGCGAUGUUGGUGACAGCAUCGCAGCUGGCUUCUUACGAUCAGAUCAAAGAAAUGAUUUUAACAAAUGGGUUGAUGAAAGAUGGGCUUGGGACACACGUGACAGCGAGUUUUUCCGCAGGGUUUGUCGCAGCGGUGGCGUCGAAUCCAGUUGACGUGAUCAAGACAAGGGUUAUGAACAUGAAGGUGGAGCCUGGGCAAAAGCCGCCGUAUGCUGGCGCUUUGGAUUGUGCUAUCAAGACAGUUAAGGCCGAAGGGCCCAUGGCUUUGUAUAAAGGGUUUAUACCAACGAUCUCGAGACAGGGACCGUUUACAGUGGUGCUUUUUGUUACGUUGGAACAGGUUCGGAAGUUGCUUAAGGAUUUUUAAGGUAUUAGCGACGAAAAAGAUGAUGAUGAAAACGAAUCUUAGGAAUUCUAUGUUUUAAGUUACAGUAAUAUUAUUUUCCAGUUUUCCAUGGAAUUUGGAAGCUGAGCUUGACUUUGCUUCUGAUUGUAAGAGAAUGUUUAAGUCUGGUAUUCUUAUUUUAAUAGUCAUAUCAUCAUAUAAUAUUUUCUCUUACAAAAUUGGCAGCUAAUGUGGUCGUUUUGUUUGGUGUUGUAUAACUUUUGCUUCUGAAAUUCUAACCCAGAAUUUUUUUUGUUAAAUAACCCAAAGUGUUAGCCUAAGAUAUUAUACUGUGUAGUUUUUCAAUUUUUUAUGUGGAAUAUUACAAUUUUGAAUUCCAAAAACAAUAAUACCAUAAAUUAUACAGGGCUGAUCAAAAUCUCAAAUUUACAUGAGUUUAUUACUCUAAGCUUAAAAUGGUGCAGCCUGAAUUAAGUAUUACUAAGAUUUUUUGAAAUUAAGGUUUAAUUCAAGCGUUUCACCCGUUCAACAUACGGGGUUAAAUUUCAAAUCCAGACUAUUAUAACUCUUAA
Molecule: messenger RNA, 1793 nt
Organism: Durio zibethinus
Lineage: Eukaryota; Viridiplantae; Streptophyta; Magnoliopsida; Malvales; Malvaceae
Source: RefSeq, a predicted model, not a curated record